Messenger RNA from Sus scrofa (pig), 1875 nucleotides. It is a transcript of the gene CCDC28B, whose product is annotated as coiled-coil domain containing 28B. Lineage: Eukaryota; Metazoa; Chordata; Mammalia; Artiodactyla; Suidae. Gene Ontology annotation, cellular component: centrosome. The record is from RefSeq and is a predicted model, not a curated record.
CCUGCAAGCUCAGCUUCCACCCUUUCCGUUCCCUAGUUGGAGAGUGCUGAGGGCGGAGGGAACCCACACUGAAGCAUCACUCCAGACCCCAAACCUCCAGGGCCUGAGGCCUAGCCAGCAUCCAAUGGAGGACAAAAAGAAGAAAAGGAGCCCCAAGCCCUGCCUGACCCAGCCAGCCCAGGCCCCAGGCACCCUACGCAGGGUCCCAGUGCCCACCAGCCACAGCGGCUCCUUGGCCCUGGGGCUCCCUCAUCUGCCAUCCCCCAAGCAGCGGGCCAAGUUCAAGAGGGUAGGCAAGGAGAAAUGCCGCCCGGUGCUGGCCGGAGGUGGGGGCGGCUCUGCAGGCACCCCCCUGCAGCAUUCAUUCCUGACGGAGGUGACCGACGUCUAUGAGAUGGAGGGAGGGCUGCUGAACUUGCUCAAUGACUUCCAUUCAGGCCGGUUGCAGGCCUUCGGAAAGGAAUGCUCCUUUGAGCAGUUGGAGCACGUGCGGGAGAUGCAGGAGAAGCUGGCCCGGCUGCACUUCAGCCUGGACGUGUGUGGGGAGGAAGAGGAAGAGGAGGAAGAAGAGGACGGGGUCGCUGAGGGGCUGCCAGAGGAGCAGAAGAAGACCAUGGCUGACCGCAACUUGGACCAGCUGCUCAGCAAUGGGACUUGACUGUGUAUAUGCAGUGCAUGCCUCAGAGAGAAAAUCAGCUUCUGCCUCCCCACCACCCUCCAGGAAUAUUCACAUGUAAUCAACAUCCUUAUCCCUUUAGUCAUAAUGAGUCAGAAUUAGCCACAAACUGCCCCUACCCAGGUAGAGAAAUGCAUCAAGAAUUCCCUAAAUAUUAGAGAAAGACAGUUGUGGGGUUUGCCUGCUUGUCAGUGUUUGCAAGUAACUUAGCUGAUACCAUUCCAUGGCGAAUCUUGUCUGAUAUCUUCCUACUCUUCAGCAUUUUUACUUACAUUAUUUCUGCAUCUCAUCCUACUCAGAAGUAGUGGCAGUCCAUGCACCCGCAUGAUCUAAACCAAAAGCGAAGGGGGAAAGCCACCUAGGAAGAAGGGCAGAUGAGGAGUCAAGCCCAGACCACGAACCACCCCAGAGUCCCUGGCCCCUACCCCUUUGCACAGUUGGGGGAAACUAAGCCUGCGAAGGUUGGGAAAAUAGGGUUGGAAGGACUGGGGUUCAAAGCAUCACAAUCCUGGACUUCCCACUGUAGCACAGUGGGUUAAGAAUCUGUCUUGGGAGUUACCGUGGUGGCUCAGCAGAAACGAACCCGACUAGUAUCCAUGAAGAAACAGGUUCUAUCCCUGGCCCGGUUCAGUGGGUUAAGGAUCUGGUGUUGCCAUGAGCUGUGAUGCAGGUCACAGACUCGGUUUGGAUCCCGCGUUGCUGUGGUUGUGGCAUAGGCCAGCAGCUGUAUCUCCUAUUUGACCCCUUUACUGGGAACUUCCAUAUGCUGCACCUGUGGCUCUGGAAAAAAAAAAAAAAAAAAAAAAAGGAAAACCUGCCGCCUUGGCAGAGGCCCUGAUUCAACCUCUGCGCCUGCGCAGUGGGUUAAGGAUCCCAGGGUAGCAGCUGGGGCUUGGAUUCGAUCCCUGGCCCAGGAGCUUCCAUAUGCUCUGGGUAUCAAAACAAAAAACACAAAACAAAAAUAAACAAAAAAAGGCAUCACCAUCCUUGACUGGCACAGACAGAAGCUGCACCUGGCCGAGAACACCGAGCCUGAGGAGCCAUCAGCUGUGUAGUCGUCGGACCCAGGCCCAGACUGCCCCUUCUCAUUCCUUUAAAACUGUGACUUUUUAUGAGCUCGACUGGAUGUUCCGCGGGCCCCCUCCAGGUGCUAUGGGGGAGGGGGAACUGGAUGGAAUUAAACCGGAAAGAAGCAAGCG